AUGUCUAUAAAAACCGAACCAUACAUACAUAUUUCUCGUAUUCAUUCUUGCUCUUUGCGCAAUGGAGUACCAGAGAGGAGCCGAACAAAAUUUUACACAAGAUGGGACUACUGAUCUUAAGGGUAGACGUGCGCAAAGAUCAACGACUGGAAGAUGGAAAGCGUGUUAUUACAUGUUAGGACUUGGUUUGUAGGGUAUGAAGUAUGUGAAAGAAUGGCAUAUUAUGGCAUAGCAACGAAUUUGGUGUUAUACUUGACAACGAAAUUACAUGAAGGCACUGUGAAAUCAUCAAACAAUGUCACAAAUUGGGUUGGAACCGUCUGGAUGACUCCUCUUUUAGGCGCAUAUAUUGCUGACACAUAUUUGGGCCGAUACUGGACUUUCAUGAUUGCUUCGCUCAUUUAUCUGCUGGGUAUGGGCCUCUUGACUCUAGUGGUUUCAUUACCAUCCUUAAAGCCACCAACAUGUGGUAAAAAUGUGAGUUACUUAGAUUGUGACAAAAGGGCCUCUUCGUUCCAAGUUGGUAUAUUCUAUUGUGCACUAUACAUUAUUGCAAUAGGGACCGGUGGAACCAAGCCCAAUAUCUCCACAAUGGGUGCGGAUCAGUUUGACGAUUUUGAGCCCAAGGAAAGGGCCCAUAAGCUCACUUUCUUCAAUUGGUGGGUGUUUAGCAUUUUUUUUGGCACACUUUUCUCAAAUACAUUCUUGGUCUACAUUCAAGAUACCGUGGAUUGGGGGUUAGGGUACGGUAUCCCUACUCUCACGCUACUUGUGGCCAUAAUAGCAUUUGUGUUUGGAACACCGGUUUAUAGACACAAACCAAGAGUCGAAAGCCCGUUUACUCGAAUGGCCAAGGUACUAGUCGCAGCGGCAAGAAAGUGGAAUACAAGUGUACCCGUUGACUCGAAAGAGCUUUAUGAGUUGACAUUCGACCAUUAUGCUAGUCCUGGAAAGUAUAGAAUUGACCAUUCAUCUUCAUUAAGGUUUCUCGACAAAGCCGCAUUGAGGGUUGGAGAACCGGCAUCUGAAUGGUACCUAUGUCCGGUUACACAAGUCGAGCAGACAAAGCAAAUGGUCAAAAUGAUCCCGGUUUUGUGUGCAACAUUCAUUCCUAGCACACUAAUAGCCCAAACCAACACACUUUUCAUCAAACAAGGCACCACGUUGGUUCGGUCCAUAGGCCCGAAUUUUGAAAUCCCACCAGCUUCUUUAUCUGUUUUCUUUACCAUCUCAAUGCUUAUUAGCCUUGUGGUUUAUGACCGCCUCUUUGUUCCCUUCGUUCGAAAGUACACAAAGAACCCGAGAGGUAUCACUAUGUUACAACGAAUGAUGGUUGGGUUAAUCAUCCAUAUCAUCACUAUGACAAUUGCUUUUCUUGUAGAAAGACAUCGACUAAGCGUCGCUAAAGAUCAUGGUAUAAAUAAACCCGGGCAAAUUGUGCCUCUAAAAAUAUACAUUCUCCUUCCCCAAUUCGCAUUGAUGGGUGUUGCUGAUUGUUUCUUGGAAGUAGCAAAAUUCGAGUUUUUCUACGAUCAAGCGCCCGAAGGAAUGAAAAGUAUUGGGACAGCUUAUUUCACUACCAGUAUUGGCAUCGGAUAUUUUCUUAGUAGUUUCAUUUUAUCUACCGUGGCUAAUGUUACAAAGAGGAAUGGACACCAUGGUUGGAUUCUAAACAACCUUAACAUGUCCCACCUCGACUAUUAUUACGCAUUUUCUACGAUUUUGAGCUUCGUGAACUUCCUUUUCUUCCUUGUCGUCGCUAAAAACUUUGACUAUAAUGUCGAAGUCAAUGAAGUUGAGCCAGAGUUAAAAGAAGAUAUUGGAAAGAUCACCGAACAAAGUUACGUUGCUGGGUAAUAUGGUUCUAGUUUGAGCCAAUGCCGAUGGGAUAAGGGGUUAUUAUGUAUAGUUGGUUGUAUAAUUUCGUUUAUGCGCAUAAUUCUGUUAAUUAUAAAUAGUGCUUAUAAGUUUUAAACUUAAUCA
This is a messenger RNA of Helianthus annuus (common sunflower), 1983 nucleotides long. Its product is annotated as protein NRT1/ PTR FAMILY 5.2. Gene Ontology annotation, molecular function: dipeptide transmembrane transporter activity; tripeptide transmembrane transporter activity. Gene Ontology annotation, biological process: transmembrane transport; dipeptide transport. Bases 154 to 1857 code for a protein of 567 amino acids. Gene Ontology annotation, cellular component: membrane. The transcript has 4 exons. NCBI's taxonomy places the organism in Eukaryota, Viridiplantae, Streptophyta, Magnoliopsida, Asterales, Asteraceae. The record is from RefSeq and is a predicted model, not a curated record.